AUGUUCUGUCCAUAUAUGCUAUUCAUUGUUCACAAACAUUGUCGUAAAGAUGAGGGCAAACCAGACAUCAGUGAUAAACCGCUGAAAUCCAUUUGCAUCAACAAAAAAGGACAUCCAUUGAGUGAUAGCUUUUGCAACGGUCUGUCCGGUCGGCUACCGAUGGGCGCCGACUGCGACCAUAUCGUUGACAGUCUGGCCAAAGGUAUCAAUCCCUACCCGACGCCCAGUGUUAGUGUCCGUCCGCCACAGCAUUCCGGUCCCAACCAGUCAUCCACUGCCAGACCUAACCCGCAGUCGACCGCAGUUUCCGUAUUAUUGGCGGCGAUUGUGGUGUCGAUAGCCGGAGAUGUCUAUGACUUUUGA
Medioppia subpectinata is the source of this 363-nucleotide messenger RNA. The record is from the annotation of a GenBank genome assembly. Lineage: Eukaryota; Metazoa; Arthropoda; Arachnida; Sarcoptiformes; Oppiidae.